UAGUCCAACAACACACAGAAACAGAUCGACGAUACCACCACCAGCAGAUCCACCGAAACAUGGAGUGCGUGUUCGGUUUAGUCGGAAACGGUUUCGCAAUCUUAGUGGCCGACACGUCGGCCGUUCACAGUAUACUUGUUCACAAAUCUAACGAAGACAAGAUCAUGGUCCUCGAUUCUCACAAACUCAUCGCCGCCAGCGGCGAACCCGGUGACAGAGUUCAGUUUACCGAGUUUAUUCAGAAGAACGUGGCGUUGUACCAGUUUCGCAACGGAAUUCCGUUGACGACGGCGGCAGCAGCCAACUUUACGCGAGGAGAGCUUGCUACUGCUUUGAGAAAGGUAAUUGUUUCAGUUGCGGUGUAGAAUUAGGGUUUUUUU
This is a messenger RNA of Pistacia vera, 380 nucleotides long. RefSeq names its product proteasome subunit beta type-2-A-like. The coding region runs from base 60 to 365 and encodes 101 amino acids. NCBI's taxonomy places the organism in Eukaryota, Viridiplantae, Streptophyta, Magnoliopsida, Sapindales, Anacardiaceae. The record is from RefSeq and is a predicted model, not a curated record. The transcript is spliced from 2 exons. Gene Ontology annotation, cellular component: proteasome core complex.